This is a messenger RNA of Melampsora larici-populina 98AG31, 1990 nucleotides long. RefSeq names its product family 4 glycosyltransferase. Bases 172 to 1755 code for a protein of 527 amino acids. Gene Ontology annotation, cellular component: endoplasmic reticulum membrane. The record is from RefSeq and is a predicted model, not a curated record. The transcript has 6 exons. Gene Ontology annotation, molecular function: GDP-Man:Man(3)GlcNAc(2)-PP-Dol alpha-1,2-mannosyltransferase activity. Gene Ontology annotation, biological process: protein N-linked glycosylation. Lineage: Eukaryota; Fungi; Basidiomycota; Pucciniomycetes; Pucciniales; Melampsoraceae.
UUAGAACUUUACAAACCGUAAUAAAAGUUACAAACUAUACCAAGAACAAACCAAGAACAAGAAUAAAAACAAGAACAAGAACAAGAACACGAAGAAGAACACGAAGAAGAACAAGAACAAGAACAAGAACAAGAAAGACCCCGAUCGAAUCAAAAAAGCACCACCAUCAAGAUGAAACUCCAAGAAUAUUCGAUUCAACUUUUCACAAGAUCACCACCUCUCAUAAAACUAACCAUCAUCUUAACAUUCUUAACACAAUCAAUUUACAUUGUAUAUUUAAUGUGGAAAGUUUUCAUAAAAGUUUUACGUCAAAGACUUUUUUCAUCGAAUCAACUUAAACGAAACCAACUUAUUAAUCAAACUAUUAAUCAAUCAAGUUCUACUCUUCAAACUUUUCGGGAAAAAAGGGUGAUUGGAUUGUUUCAUCCUUAUUGUAAUGCUGGUGGUGGUGGUGAAAGAGUUUUAUGGACUGCAGUUUCGUUUCAUCAAAGAUCUGAUCCGAAUACGAUUUGUGCAAUUUAUACUGGAGAUCUAAAUGUUACUAAAUCAGAAAUGAUCAACAAAGUUAAACAACGAUUCGAUAUCGAUUUAGAUCCGUAUGCUUUGAUUCUGAUUCCUUUAAAGACUCGGUACUUGGUUGAGUCUAGUAGAUGGCCAAGGUUUACGUUGGUCGGUCAAUCACUAGGUUCGAUGGUUUUAGCCUACGAAGCCAUAACUCAACUGAUUCCCGAUAUAUACAUUGAUACGAUGGGAUACGCUUUUACGUUUUUGGUUUGGUCUGCUUUAACGUCUAUUCCGAUUGGAGCUUAUGUACAUUAUCCAACGAUCAGUACGAAUAUGUUGAAAAGAGUCACCGAUCGAAACUCGUCUUAUCAGAAUUCAACUUCAAUCUCUUCUAGUUUCGUUUUAUCUUAUCUUAAAGUAUUGUAUUAUUUACUUUUUGCUGAAGUGUAUUCAGUUUGUUUAAAACGAGCUGAUUAUUUAAUGGUGAAUUCUACAUGGACCAAAACUCAUGUAGACAAACUACUCCGAGCGCAUUUCCAUCACUCUCAUUCUUCAACCCCUCCAAGAUCAUCUCAAAUAGUUUAUCCUCCAUGUGACGUGAAGACAUUCACAAGUUUUCCUCUUCUAAAUCGAAAGAAACUCAUCUUAUCAAUCUCUCAAUACAGACCUGAAAAAGAUCAACUUAAACAAAUCGAAUCGUUUGCAAAGUUUUCAAGUUCAUCAAACUUUUCAAAAGAUGUAAAGAUGAUCUUAGUUGGUAGUUGUAGGAAUCAAGAAGAUUUGGAUAGGGUUGAAAGUUUGAGAAAUAGGUGUAAGGAAUUAGGUAUCCAAUCGAGUGUUGAACUUAGGGUGAAUGUCGGAUGGGAUGAACUUAAGGAACUUUUGGGGAGCAGUUUGGUGGGCAUCAGUACGAUGGUUGAUGAACAUUUCGGGAUUAGUAUUGUAGAGUUUAUGGCAGCAGGAUUAGUACCAUUAGUCCACAAAUCAGGUGGACCAUUAAUGGAUAUCAUCAAUGAGACUGGAAACCGAACCGGAUUUUUCGGUACAGAUGUAGAUUCCUUUGCAGCUAGAUUAGAAGAGAUCUUUAGGCUUUCAGAAACAGAUUGUUUGAAGAUUAGAAGUGAGGCUAGAAGAGUGAGUGUGGAAAAGUUUUCCGUCAAGGUGUUUGAAUCUGCUUGGGAGAAUGGGGUUGGGGAAGUUAUGAGGGUUGGGAUGGAUAGGAUUGGGAAAAAAGAGAAGAAGAGUGAGUGAGGUCGAGUGGGAGUUGGAGUUGGAAGGCAGAUUGGGUAAGUAGUUUUGGUUUUUUUUGCUUUGGAUUGGUAAUGGAAUCAAUGAAAUUGUUUUAUAAUUUAUAUUUCUGGAUAAUUAGAUAUCUGUAAGAAGCAAUCAUGAGCUUUGAAGUUUGGUGAGUUUCCGAAUGCAGUGUAUGUAUAUAUAUUAAGAAUGAUGAACAUUUUCAGGAAUGCAAAAGAUAUGAUUACAUAUU